AUGCACGAGAAGACGACCUGCUCGCCCCCCCCCAGUCCAGCUAGUCUGAGAAGAAGCUGUGAGAUUACGAGUUCUAAUCCCAAAGCCCAGACUAGAAAGUACAGCCUCACAUGGUUGUGUGUUCAGGGUCCAGAGUUCAGGGAGUUCCUGCUCACCAAGCUCAUCAACGCAGAGCUGGCCUGCUACAAGAGCGAGCGCUUCGCCCGCCUGGAGGAGCGUACCCGCGCCGCCCUGCUGGACAGCCUCCACGAUGAGCUGUACAGCCGCUCCCAGUGCAUGCUGGGAUUGACGUCAGGUCUAGAGGAGGAGGGGCGAGCUGAGAACGGACACGCCCACGGAGGUCUGCUGGAGUCCAUCAAGAGGGCGAUGCGUGGGCGGAGCGUCUCCAUGGAGACCAUGUCGAGGGGCGGGGCCGGCCUGCCCACCAGUCUGAGUGGGGGGGGCCUGGCACACAUCAGCCCCGAGUGUAAUGUGAAAUCCCCCGUGAAGAGACGCUCAGGACUGUUUCCUCGUCUGCUGAGCGUUGACAGCCAGACGGAGAAACCCAACCUCAGGAGCCUUCUCAGUGAGCAGAGGAGCUUCGACAGCUGCCACCCGACACUGGAGGAGCCGUCCAAUCCCAGCUCUCCAGAGGCGGGACAACGGGACAGCAGGAUUCACAUGAAGAAGGAGAGCAGUAAGAUUUCCAGAUCAACGUCCAGCACCUGCAGCUUCAGCAUCCCGGCUGAUGACACACACCUGCUCGGCCAGGCUGUGACGGUGGAAGGUCAAAGUUCAGGUCCGAUCAUCGUGUGUCGCAGCCCCACAGAGACGAGGAAUAAAAACUCUCCCAGAUCCAGCCUCAAGUUCAGGUUUGACAAGUUGAGUCACUCUGCUGCA
Messenger RNA from Perca fluviatilis (European perch), 879 nucleotides. Its product is annotated as rap1 GTPase-activating protein 2-like. The record is from RefSeq and is a predicted model, not a curated record. Gene Ontology annotation, molecular function: GTPase activator activity. Gene Ontology annotation, cellular component: plasma membrane; cytoplasm. Gene Ontology annotation, biological process: regulation of small GTPase mediated signal transduction; activation of GTPase activity. NCBI's taxonomy places the organism in Eukaryota, Metazoa, Chordata, Actinopteri, Perciformes, Percidae.